UGGUCCGAAAACAGUCGAAAAUGGUCCAGAGACCAUUCAGUGAAGACAACCCGAGCCAGGAUUCGAACAACUCAAAGCAGCAUGUUGUAGUUUACCCCGGGUUUGCUCAAAUAAAAUCAAUUGUUCAUAGAAUGCAACGUCCAAAAAUGUCUACAAUUCUAACUUCGGCUGACACCGGAAAAAAUAAAACGAUGUUUUCUCGAAUGAAUAUUGCCAGGAAUGAAAUUUUGCAUCCUUUCGACCUUCGGAUGGCAAAAUAUGCUAUCACGAAUGCAAAACAGGGAAAUGAAGUAAAUCAUGAUCCCGAUGUAAGCGCACAAGGAACUAUGCAAAGUCUAUCAGAACUCAUGCUUAACUCCUACAAUAUACCUUCAUCUAUUUUCUUCCCAACUAUAGAAGAAAAGAGUUCGCAUAGUAUUGAAAAAGAGGCAUUCAUAAAAAGUACUGCUGGUCUAAAUUCUAAUAAAACUGCAAUAAACGACAUUGGAACUCUUCAAAGUUUCAGUUCGAAAAGAGAAAAUACAGCAGUUGAAGAAGUAGAAGCAUAUGGGAACGAACUAAACUUUACUGCGCCUCAAUAUCACGAGCCAGAUAUCAGAACAGUGGUUUUAAAUGAUAAUAGAUCUUUGAAUUCACCACUUAAUUGCAGAGAGUUUAAGGAAGCUAAAACAGAUAUAGACGCACAAGAAGUAUUUUCAGAAUUUGAUAUUGAGGUGAUAAAAGGUGGCACUAUAGGAGUUUUAAGUCAUUUAGUUAUUUUCAGGCAAUAUUGUAAUGCAUAUCAUUAUGAUUUCAGCCACCAUGGAUAG
This is a messenger RNA of Bicyclus anynana (squinting bush brown), 809 nucleotides long. RefSeq lists its product as uncharacterized. The transcript has a single exon. The record is from RefSeq and is a predicted model, not a curated record. NCBI's taxonomy places the organism in Eukaryota, Metazoa, Arthropoda, Insecta, Lepidoptera, Nymphalidae. Bases 21 to 809 code for a protein of 262 amino acids.